Messenger RNA from Penicillium canescens, 456 nucleotides. RefSeq names its product RidA family protein. Gene Ontology annotation, molecular function: deaminase activity. The transcript has a single exon. Bases 1 to 456 code for a protein of 151 amino acids. NCBI's taxonomy places the organism in Eukaryota, Fungi, Ascomycota, Eurotiomycetes, Eurotiales, Aspergillaceae. The record is from RefSeq and is a predicted model, not a curated record. Gene Ontology annotation, cellular component: cytosol; mitochondrion.
AUGUCUCCCAACGGCCGAUCAUUCCUCCUUGACCCCCAAAAGGUCGCCGGACCUAUGCGAUAUUCCCAUGCGCGCGUGGUUCAACCUUCUACCCACCACACAAUUUACGUCUCUGGGAUCGCAGCCGUAACUCCCGAGGGAGUUCUCGAGGGAGUCACCGAGAAUCCAGAUGGCAGCUUUACUGUCAAUGUCCGCGAGCAAACCGCGGCCGUCCUUCGAAGAAUCGAGAGCAUCAUCCAAGGCGCCUCACACGGGAAGGCAAAUCUCUACAACAUCGUGGAUGCUACAGUCUACAUUCUUGAUAUGAAGACUCAAUAUGCGGAUAUGAACGAGGAAUGGAAUAAGAUCUGGUCCGACCGUGCCAGCGCUCCCUCGCGUGCCACCAUUGGGGUUCGAGAACUUCCAGACCCUCGUUUCGCGGUGGAAAUCAAGGCAACGGCUGUCUUUGAGUUAUAA